GGGAAGCGAUCCCGUGGGACCCGAGGGGAAGUAAACCCACGCGUCGACUUCUGGGACACCCCAAGGCUCGGGGCUCUUUGUCCGGUGACGCUGCCAGCUCACGAAGUGCCAGGGGCCAAACCGGCCCACAUAGCAGCGGCACGACAGCCUCCCCCAGAACGCAUUGCAACCGGCCCUGCAAGAACCCCAUAGCCAAGCCCCGAUGGUGUCGAGCAUCCCACCCGUCUAGUCCAGCGGAUGGAAAACGCGACAAAGUUCCCCUGAGACCAGGACAGAACCGGUGUGCAGAGAUGCCCAAGCCGCGCGCCGCCAGCGACUCUUGUGCCAGUAGGCCCUAGACUCGGCUCAGGACAGGGGGAGGGAGACGCUCGGUCCGCGCACGCAGAGCGCGCGUGGACAGAGUGAUGCUCCAGGCGCUGUCUACUUCACGUCUGCUCCGGUUCGGCCCAGCCAGUCCCACCCGAACAGCUACUCCGGCACAGCUGCGGCGUGCCCUUCCGCUGGCUCUAGCUGUCCGAAGACUUGGAGCCAUUUUAAGGAGAAACCAUCUGGCCACACCCCCUCGCGCUCCCGGGAAGCCAAUCCACGCCCGGCCACGCCUCUCCUGGAGCGCCGCGCCGCCGCCAACGGUCGCACGGGUGACGGUUGGGGAGGGCAGCGAUUUCGAGACUCGCUGCGGAAACCUUAGCCAUGGGCCCCGCCCACGGAGCCCGGCUCCCCAAAGCCUGGGAUUAGGGGCCUGGAGGCUGGCACCACACCUUGGCCAGGUGUUCAUAACAGGGCCAGGUGCGCAGCUGCCCCGCCCCGGUCCCCGGGAGCCCUGAAUAAUGGCUGAGAACCCGAGGAACAGGCCCCAGCUGUGGCCUAAAACAAUACCCUGAGGGCACCCGUGCUAGCAGGUGUCCCCCUCCUUAGGGACAGUCGGGAGGCCUGCCUGGGGCGGGGCGGGCAACAGGUCCUGACACAAGAACCGCGCCGGGGGACGGAGUCUACUGAGACAGAUGUCAGCGCCCUCUGCGCCGGGCCAGUUGCGCGGUGCCCUCCGGGACGCAGGGGGCGCUGUGGCCGCGCGGAGACAGACAACAUUGCGGUCCCAUCACCCCUUCGCCCCUGUGUCUAACCCGCCGUGCAGCCAUGGCCGCCGCUCUUGGCCUUCGCUGCCUGUCGCGAGCGCAACCUGCGCGGCUCUGUGGGCGCGUGGAUCUGCUGCGGAGGACCCCGCGGCGGGGCCACCGGCUCUCUCCCGCGGAUGAUGAGCUGUACCAGCGGACUCGCAUCUCUCUGCUGCAGAACGAGUUCCCUCAGGCCGUGUACAUUGACGGCUACAAUAGCAGAGGCUUCACGAUCAACGGAAACCGCGUGCUUGGCCCGUGCGCGCUGCUCCCACAGACGGUGGUCCAGUGGAAUGUGGGAUCUCAUCAGGAUAUCACUGAAGAAAGCUUCUCCCUUUUCUGGAUGCUGGAGCCUAGAAUAGAGAUUGUUGUGGUGGGCACUGGAAACAAGACUGAGCGGCUGCACUCCGAAGUACUACAGUCCAUGAGGCAACGGGGCAUCGCUGUGGAGGUGCAGGAUACGCCCAAUGCUUGUGCCACUUUCAACUUCCUGUGCCAUGAAGGUCGAGUGACAGGAGCCGCCCUCAUUCCCCCUCCUGGAGAGACUACACUCACUUCUUUGGGUCAUUCUGCAGAAUGAAACACCAGGAACAGUCAAGGAGGGCACUGGCACCUUGCCAAGUGCAGGGACUCCCAUUGUCUUCCUAACCCUCUUGGUACUUUCAACACUUGCCAUGCUUACCCAGGAUAAUAACUCAUACUUCUAUGUACAAGUA
Molecule: messenger RNA, 1828 nt
Organism: Peromyscus eremicus (cactus mouse)
Lineage: Eukaryota; Metazoa; Chordata; Mammalia; Rodentia; Cricetidae
Gene: Ndufaf3
Product: NADH:ubiquinone oxidoreductase complex assembly factor 3
Exons: 5
Coding region: 1135-1692 (185 amino acids)
Biological process (GO): mitochondrial respiratory chain complex I assembly
Cellular component (GO): mitochondrial inner membrane
Source: RefSeq, a predicted model, not a curated record